GCAACUUAAAGGGGGUGGGAACUGCGGCUGAAAAGACGUUCGGUGAUGGGAGCGCAAUGUAUGAGGGGAUACCGUGCCUCAGGUUUAAAAGAGCAGGAAGCUGAGUGAGAGGUUGCAGAAAGUGUCUUCGCUAGGUGGAGGUUACAGGUGGUGUGUCGAGGAAGAGCUUAGAGGCUGCAAGCUGCAGUCGGGAAAGGGAUCAGAGAACUGUGUGAAAGACACAGUUUGGGGGCUAGCGUCUUGGCUCUAGAGAGAAGUUCUUGACUUUGAGGACUAGAGGGGAAUGUGCCUUCUGACCCUCGGUGCUUCCCCCGUGAGGGGAGGCAUGGUGAGGGACUGUGGCAGACUCCUCUGAACGCCCAACUGCAGAGGUCCAGCUCCACGUAUGGAUCCAGGCAAUACGAAAUCAGCCACAGAGGCUGCCGCGAUCAUAGACCUCGAUCCCGACUUCGAACCCCAGAGCCGUCCCCGCUCCUGCACCUGGCCCCUUCCUAGACCAGAGCUCGCUAACGAGCCGCCUGAACCGUCCGAGGUGGAGCCAGGUCUGGGAGAAACGGUACACACGGAGGGGCACUCCGAACCGAUCCUGUUGCCCUCCCAGCUCCCAGAGCCGGCAGGGGGCCCCCAGCCGGGGAUCCUGGGGUCUGUAACAGGUCCUCGGAAGGGAGGCUCCCGCCGGAAUGCCUGGGGAAAUCAGUCAUAUGCAGAACUCAUCAGCCAAGCCAUUGAAAGCGCCCCGGAGAAGCGGCUUACACUCGCCCAGAUCUAUGAGUGGAUGGUCCGCACUGUGCCCUACUUCAAGGACAAGGGUGACAGCAACAGCUCAGCAGGAUGGAAGAACUCUAUCCGCCACAACCUGUCCUUGCACAGCAAGUUCAUCAAGGUUCACAAUGAGGCCACCGGCAAGAGCUCCUGGUGGAUGCUGAACCCUGAGGGAGGCAAGAGUGGCAAGGCACCUCGCCGCCGGGCUGCUUCCAUGGAUAGCAGUAGCAAGCUACUCCGCGGCCGCAGCAAAGCCCCCAAGAAGAAACCAUCUGUGCUACCAGUUCCACCUGAAGGUGCCACUCCAAGGAGCCCCAUGGGCCAUUUUGCCAAGUGGUCAGGUAGUCCUUGCUCUCGAAAUCGUGAAGAAGCUGACAUGUGGACCACCUUCCGUCCACGAAGCAGUUCCAAUGCUAGCACCGUCAGCACCCGGCUGUCUCCCAUGAGGCCAGAGUCUGAAGUGCUAGCAGAAGAAGAAGUGCCAGCUUCAGUCAGCAGCUAUGCAGGAGGCCUCCCUCCCACACUAAAUGAAGAUCUUGAGCUUCUGGAUGGGCUCAAUCUCACAUCCCCCCAUUCCUUGCUGUCUCGGAGCAGUCUCUCUGGCUUCCCUUUGCAGCAUCCUGGGGUUAGUGGCCCCUUACAUACCUAUGGCGCCUCUCUCUUUGGCCCAGCAGAGGGGUCCCUGUCAGCAGAAGGGUGCUUCUCAGGCUCUCAGUCUCUAGAGGCCCUGCUCACCUCUGAUACACCACCACCCCCUGCUGAUGUCCUCAUGACCCAGGUUGAUCCCAUUCUAUCCCAGGCUCCCACACUUCUGUUGCUGGGGGGUAUGCCUUCCUCCAGCAAGAUGGCCUCAGGAGUUGGCCUAUGUCCCAAACCCCUAGAGGCUCCAGGCCCCAGCAGUCUGGUUCCCAGCCUUUCUAUGAUGGCACCACCUCCAGUCAUGGCAGGUGCUCCCAUCCCCAAGGCCCUGGGAACUCCUUUACUCACACCUACUGAAGCUGCAAGCCAAGACCGAAUGCCUCAAGAUCUCGAUCUCGAUAUGUAUAUGGAGAACCUGGAGUGUGACAUGGAUAACAUCAUCAGUGACCUCAUGGAUGGGGGUGAAGGACUAGAUUUCAACUUUGAGCCAGAUCCUUGAGUCACGGCGGGAAGCUUUGCCCUCUGCUUCAUAGGUGGAGCCAGGCGUGUCCAUAUGCAGUUUUUUUUCCCUUGAGCCCUCCCCAGGAAUUUGGGACCCUGCAUUAGAGCUAGGGUGGGGUCUGGUCACACACACAUACACACACACACAGGUGUUGA
Molecule: messenger RNA, 2058 nt
Organism: Dipodomys spectabilis (banner-tailed kangaroo rat)
Lineage: Eukaryota; Metazoa; Chordata; Mammalia; Rodentia; Heteromyidae
Gene: Foxo4
Product: forkhead box O4
Exons: 3
Coding region: 386-1900 (504 amino acids)
Biological process (GO): regulation of transcription by RNA polymerase II
Cellular component (GO): nucleus
Molecular function (GO): DNA-binding transcription factor activity, RNA polymerase II-specific; RNA polymerase II cis-regulatory region sequence-specific DNA binding
Source: RefSeq, a predicted model, not a curated record